Messenger RNA from Aethina tumida (small hive beetle), 658 nucleotides. RefSeq lists its product as uncharacterized. The coding region runs from base 181 to 528 and encodes 115 amino acids. The record is from RefSeq and is a predicted model, not a curated record. Lineage: Eukaryota; Metazoa; Arthropoda; Insecta; Coleoptera; Nitidulidae. The transcript has 4 exons.
AUUUUUGUUCCCAUGUACUUUUAGAUAAAUUUUAAACCUACGGUGAUUACUCAUUAAGCAAAAUGAAAUUUGUACCCGCGAAAUUAUUGUCUAUUGUGUGAUUUUAAAAGUGAAUUCGUACGUUGCUUCUCUUUGUAAAUGAUGCCAAUGGUUAUAUUAAAUCAUUAUUAUUUUUGAAUAAUGGAUAAUUUACCGCAACCUAAAUCUGACAAUGAAGAAGAACCUGUUGGCAACGAUGAGGAAGUCGCAGGUAACGAACAAGAAACCGAAAUCAAAGAAACAGACAAAGAGAAACAAGCUGAAGAGUUGGAGAAUCGACGUGUAGAACUGUACUUGGAUGCCUUUGCAACCAUGUUAAUUGAUUCGAUAAUCAGGGAAGUUGCAAUAUCUCAUUUGAAUGAGAUUCCUCCCAUAACUUUCGAAGGGGGAUCAGAGCAAACGCGACAUCAGUAUGUGCGAAGACUCAGAUUUAGGGAAGAAUGGUCCACGACUCUGUUAAAACCUCGUUCGUUUAAACGCCAGUUUUAACUAGACUUCUAUAUGAAAUAUCAUCUACAUAUUUGAGUUCCUGAACUUUAUACAAACUUGUUUUACAUAUUUAUAAAUAAAUGAAUUAUAUUCAUUACAAAAGUUGUAUAAAAUGAUGUUUUAGUUGAAG